Molecule: messenger RNA, 777 nt
Organism: Postia placenta MAD-698-R-SB12
Lineage: Eukaryota; Fungi; Basidiomycota; Agaricomycetes; Polyporales; Adustoporiaceae
Exons: 4
Coding region: 1-777 (258 amino acids)
Biological process (GO): translation
Cellular component (GO): mitochondrion
Molecular function (GO): ribosomal large subunit binding
Source: RefSeq, a predicted model, not a curated record
AUGUCUUUCUCUCGAGCACUCGCCUUGUCUUCACUGGCACUUCGCCCGCGAGCAGCAACGCGAACAUGCUAUCGCAAUCUCUUGUGCGCACCCCUCGCGACUCAAUCACGCGCGUAUGCCUCGAAGCGCAAAGAGCGGGAUUCUAAGGAAGGGAAGAGCAAGCACAGUCCGGUCGUCUCGACCGAGAAUUUGGUACCUGGUUCGCAGCGCAUAGUGGCUGGCGAAGAAUACGUGAAGGCGGAGGGGAAGAUGAAGGCAAUCGUCGAGCGGUUCCGCAAAGAAGUCGCCACCAUGGAGAUGCGCGCGAGCGGGCGAGUCACGCCCGCGAUCUUGUCUCCGGUCAGGGUGAUGCUCCCUGACAGCGAGGGCGGGGACGCCAAGGGUGUGCGGCUCGAGGAAGUCGCGACAGUGGGCGUGCGCGAAGGCACGACGCUGCUGGUGACGGUGUUCGAGGAACAUACGCUGCGACAUGUCGAGACCGCGCUGUAUGAUGCAAAGCUGCCAGGCGUUGUGCCGCAGAAGGUCGACGCUCGCACGAUAAAGAUUCCCAUGCCAAAGCCGACAGUGGAUGCGCGGCAGGCCAUGUUGGCCAGCGCACAGCGGCAGGCUGAGGACUCGCGGGUGCAAAUACGUAAGCAGCACCAGGCGAGCCUGAAGAAGGGGAAAUAUGCAAAGCACUCGCCCGAGCUAGAUGAGUUCCAAUCGCUCACCGACAAAUACCUGGGCGAGGUGGAUAAGGUCCUCGUAGACAUCAAGAAGAGCGCAGGAGCCAAAUAA